This is a messenger RNA of Brassicogethes aeneus, 927 nucleotides long. The record is from the annotation of a GenBank genome assembly. NCBI's taxonomy places the organism in Eukaryota, Metazoa, Arthropoda, Insecta, Coleoptera, Nitidulidae.
AAUUCAAACGCCGCAUUUAACCGUCAGCGACACUCAUUCGCAAUUGGUCCGCUGCAACGCGUUAUUCGACUAUUUACUCCAAAAUCUGACGUUUACUUCACGUGUGUCAUUUACCAGCAUUUUUUCUCGUCAAAUUUUCAGUGUUCAUUUAAACCGCGAAUAUCCCAAAGAUGCCGGCCGAUCAAGAGCUAAACUCGGUUUUGAUAAGGAGGCAAGAGAUCAACGAAGCUUUGGACAACGGGGAAGAAGUCAAAAUUAAAUACAGGGUGAUCAAUGUGUACACGGAGUUCCACGAGUUUACCAGGAAGGAAAUUAAGCAGUACGAGACCACUUUUAAAAAAUUUAACACCAACAAUGACGGUUUUUUGUCGUUGGACGAACUCAAGCGCAUGAUGGAGGUGCUCGGGGCACCACAGACCCACCUGGGUCUCAAAGCGAUGAUCAAGGAAGUCGACGACGACGACGACGGUCGCUUGUCUUUCAGGGAAUUUUUGACAGUGUACAGAAAAGCCCGCGCUGGCGAACUGAACGAGGACUCUGGACUGGGGCAGUUGGCAAAACUGACGGAGAUCGACGUCGACAAAGUGGGCGUGAACGGCGCCAAGAAGUUCUUCGAAUGCAAGAUUCAAGAGUUGGCUAAAAAAUCGAAAUUCGAGGAUGAAAUCGUUCAGGAGCAGCAAGAAAGAAGGCGCAGCGAGGAAGAGAGGGCCAUAAGGAGGGCGGAAUUUUUGGAAAAAGCUGCUUUAUUUAAAUCUUAAGCCAAAAAAUUGCAUUAUAAAUUUUGACAAAGUAUUUUAGGCAUUAAUACUACCCUAUAUUGUAAAUAAGAUAAUAAUUAUAUGAUUUUUUAUAUUUUAGACCUAUUUUUGUAUUAUUUUAAGUGUUUUUAUAGUAAAUGUGAUAAUUAUUUUUAAGUGGAAUAAAUAA